Molecule: messenger RNA, 2360 nt
Organism: Rubroshorea leprosula
Lineage: Eukaryota; Viridiplantae; Streptophyta; Magnoliopsida; Malvales; Dipterocarpaceae
Source: the annotation of a GenBank genome assembly
UGAGUAUUGAUUUUAUUUAUACAAAUAAAAUAUACAUAAGUGUUAAAUUUGUAAUAAGAAAAAUGAUUAAAUUACCAAAUUUAAAGCCCUUCUCUCCAUUGAUAAACCUCUUCAUCAUCUUCACCUUGUUUUGCCUGGAAAGAAAGAUUUUAGCUGUGGAUUUUCAUUACACAGCUUGCAAUGUCCCCACAACCUGUGGCAGCCAAGAGAUAAAGUUCCCUUUCUACAUCCCAGACCAACAAGAAUCCUUCUGUGGAUACCCUGGAUUCGAGCUCUCCUGCCGGAAUAACAAAACUCUAAUUCUCACCCUUCCGAAUAACGAUGACUACACAAUUCAAGACUACACAAGGCAAGACUACACAAUUCAAGAGAUCUUCUAUCAGAACCAAUCUCUUCGUGUGUCGAAUUCAAUAGUUUUAGAUGCAGAGAAAAGUUAUUGCAUUCCUCCAAUCAAAAACAUUUCAAUUCCUUAUGACAGGUUCAAGCUGGCCUCAAACCAGAGGAAACUGUUUUUGCUUUCUGGAUGUAACUUGACUGAUGCCGAGGAAUUCUCACAACAUAAGGUGAAUUGUUCUGGGCAAAAUAUGGAUAAUUCUGUUCUGGCUCUGUUUGGGGACGACCCUGUUCUGGGAAAUGCCUCAGAGAAGUGUCGGGAAGCGGUGGUGGCACCAGUGGAUGUGGGCGAAGAAGGUGGUGUUGAGAAUAUGCUGAGGAGAGGGUUUGUGAUGGAAUGGGUGGCAAGUAAUUGCAGCUUCUGCGAGGCCAGCGGUGGGAUAUGUGGGUUCGAUAAGAGCACGUACCAUUUCAAUUGUUUAUGCCCUGAUAGGCCUCAUGCUUGGCACUGUGUUCCAAAAGGGAAUAGAAAACUAGCAUUGAAGCUAGGACUUGGAAUUGCAUGCCCAACUGUUGUUCUAAUAGUCUUGUCUAUCUUUAUCAUAUGGCGUCGCACCUACAAACAGAAAUAUGGCUCUUCAAGCUUUAAAAAAGGGAACACUUCGACAACAGACCCGGAAGGGGGCAACGUCUGCUUUGAAGUUCCAAUAUUCUCUUAUGAUGAACUUGAAAAGGCCACCAAUAAAUUUGAUGAGAAAAAGGAACUUGGAGAUGGAGGAUUUGGGACUGUGUACCAUGGAAAACUCAAAGAUGGGAGAGAAGUUGCAAUCAAGCGCCUGUAUGAGCACAACUACAAACGUGUAAAGCAGUUCAUGAAUGAAGUUGAAAUCCUAACCCGCUUGCACCACAAAAAUCUUGUCUCCCUCUAUGGCUGCACUUCACACCACAGCCGUGAACUUCUCCUUGUUUAUGAAUUCGUUCCCAAUGGCACUGUUGCUGAUCAUCUCCAUGGAGAUCGAGCAAAACCUGGGUCACUUCUAUGGCCUGUUCGCAUGAGCAUUGCCAUAGAAACUGCAAGUGCAUUAGCUUACCUCCAUGCCUCUGAUAUCAUCCAUCGUGAUGUCAAAACUAACAACAUUCUCCUUGACAGUAACUUUUGUGUCAAGGUAGCAGAUUUUGGACUCUCCAGGUUGUUCCCCAACGAUGUCACUCAUGUCUCAACAGCUCCACAGGGAACUCCUGGAUAUGUUGACCCAGAAUAUCACCAAUGUUAUCAGCUCACAGAGAAGAGUGAUGUCUACAGCUUUGGAGUUGUCCUAGUUGAACUCAUUUCGUCAAUGCCUGCUGUUGAUAUCAGCAGGCACAGGCAUGAGAUCAAUCUGGCUAAUCUAGCAAUAAACAAAAUUCAAAGGAGUGCACUGGAUGAGUUGAUUGACCCAACUCUUGGAUACAAGUCAGACGAGGAUAUUAGAAGGAUGACAACCUUAGUUGCAGAGCUGGCUUUUCAAUGCUUGCAAAAAGAGAAGGAAAUGAGACCUACAAUGGAUGAAGUUCUGGAGGAACUGAAGAGAAUACAAGGAGGAGAUCCCAAGCAAGAUAAUGUGGAAGGUCAGCUCCGCACUCUGGAGGUCAAAGGUGAACCGCCACCACCUUCACCACCAACCUAUGAUGAGGCUGCACUGUUGAAGAACAUCCGGCAGCUACGUUCACCAGAUUCAGUGAUUGAUAAAUGGGUUAGCAGCAGUACUACACCUAAUAACAGUGGAUAAAAUCCUGAACCAUUCUACAUCUACAUCUAAAUUGAGAGUUAAAAUUUCCUUUUUCUUGUUUAUUUGCACAUCUUGAGGAAAUGUACAUAGCUAAUGGAGGUGUGGAUAUAACAUUUAAUGUCAUUAUCGGGUAGUUCAUUUUCUCCCCCUAUUUCUACAGACAAAACAUUCUACUCUACCCAAAAGAGUUCAACAAAAUAGUGAUUUCAGACUCAGAGGGUGCAUAUUUCAGGAGCAAAGUAAAUUUAUCUCAAAAAA